CAGCUCACCAGCUCACGUAACGCUAGCAGUCCCAUUCCAGCCACAUACUUGUUUCUCACAUUUAUUACUUAGUCCCUACUACUCUCAUUUCAUGCUCCCUUCAUCAUCUAAUAAGGAAUUUUAUCACUUUGUUUUUCAGCAGCUACAGAGUCGCCAUGAAGACAUCUCUUCCAGUAACUCGACCGCAGAGCUCAGAGAGCGAUUCCGACAUGGAUCAACUUUACGAUCGAAGCAUCAUAGUUCCCACCAAAGUCAUUGCUUUAGCAGAAAGCUUUGAGAAAAAGGAACACUCCUGGUAUGUUACUUCCCAAAUUCCAACAGAUCUAUCAAUCCAAGUUCAAGACAUCACUUUUACUGUCCACAAGUAUCCCUUGGUAUCAAAAUGUGGCUACAUAGGCCAUCUAGAACUUCAGCCUUCCAUUUCAAAUUUUGGGUACGAACUUAAGCUAGAAAACUUCCCAGGUGGACCAGAAACAUUCGAAGUCAUUCUAAAGUUCUGUUAUGGCCUCCCACUAGACUUAAACCCCCACAACAUAGCAGCAAUAAGAUGUGCAUCAGAAUUCCUAGAGAUGAGUGAAGAACUUGAAGAUGGAAACCUCAUCUCAAAGACCGAAGCUUUCCUCACAUUUGUUGUCCUUUCCUCAUGGAAAGAUACCAUCACUGUUCUUAAAUCUUGCGAAGCUUUAUCUCCAUGGGCAGAAAAUCUACAAAUUGUUAGAAGAUGUUGCGACUCAAUUGCAUGGAAGGCUUCUAGAGACAAUUCAACAAUAGCAGAUGUAGUUAAUGAAGAAGGAUGGUGGCUUGAUGAUGUAGCCGGUCUUAGGAUUGAUCACUUCAUGAGGAUUAUAACUGCAAUAAGAGCGAAGGGAACAAAACCAGAAAUCAUUGGUAAAUGCAUAAUGUGCUAUGCGACAAGAUGGUUGCCGGGCAUGGAUGUGGAGGUAGAAGGACUAAGAGGUUAUGGGUAUGGAAAAAAUGAAUUGCAGUUCAGCAUCUUGAGCGGGAAGAAUGAAGAUGAGUGCGUUGGACACAACAAGGAGCAAAAGACCAUUAUUGAAAGCCUAGUAAGCCUGCUUCCUCCUCAACCAGAAGCUGUCCCAUGUAAGUUCUUGUUGAAGAUGUUAAAGAUGGCCAUAGUGUAUUCAGCAUCAUCAGCUUUAAUUGCAGAGCUAGAAAAGAGAGUGGGGCUGACAUUGGAGAAUGCCAGCGUGAAUGAUCUUUUGAUUCCUAAUUAUAAAACUGAAGAUCAAGUGAAAAUGAAUAAACAACAAGAACAACGCACAAUGCACGACAUAGAUGUGGUACAACGAAUUGUUGAAUACUUUUUGAUGCAUGAACAAGAGCAGCAGCACCAACUACAACCAAUAUCAGGCAAAUCAAAUGUCAGUAAGCUCAUGGAUAGUUACCUAGCUGAGAUUGCAAGGGACCCAAAUCUUUCAAUCACCAAAUUUCAAGUUUUAGCAGAAGCACUACCAGAAAAUGCAAGAACAUGUGAUGACGGUCUUUAUAGAGCUAUUGAUACCUACCUGAAGACACAUCCUUCACUCUCCGAGCAUGACCGGAAAAAGAUAUGCAAAGUUAUGAACUGCGAGAAAUUAUCACUCGAUGCGUGCAUGCAUGCUGCACAAAAUGACAGGUUGCCUCUAAGAACUGUGAUUCAGCAAGAGAAAUGGACAUGCAGGUAUUGUUCUCAGAGCAAGUAAAAAUGAGGGCAGCAAUGAGAGGAAAAGAGCCAGCAGUAAGUGGCAAUAACUCAGAGCAUGAGGUGACUCAACCAUCAACAAAAACAGAGAUCAUGACCCUGAAAUCAGAACUUGAGAAUGUAAAGGAAAAGAUGGCAGAACUGCAGAAAGACUACUCUGAGCUGCAACAUGAAUAUGCAAAGCUAAAUAGCAAGCAUAGAAAUUUAUCAGGGUGGAUUCUCAGUUGGAAAAAGAUCAGGAAAUCAGCUCUCUUCAAUAGAAAAGUAGAAGGGGAUGGCACCAGUGAAGAACAGCAGAGAAGUAAUCCACUAACCCACAAAGACAACCCUAGAAGAAGACAAUCUGUAUCAUAGUUUUGUAACAGUUAAAAGAAAAGAGAAAUAUAAAUAUUGCAAUAUCCUCCUUAUUAGAAGUUCAGAUGAAAUUCUCAUUU
Messenger RNA from Manihot esculenta (cassava), 2136 nucleotides. RefSeq names its product BTB/POZ domain-containing protein DOT3. The record is from RefSeq and is a predicted model, not a curated record. The transcript is spliced from 6 exons. Bases 156 to 1703 code for a protein of 515 amino acids. Gene Ontology annotation, molecular function: protein binding. NCBI's taxonomy places the organism in Eukaryota, Viridiplantae, Streptophyta, Magnoliopsida, Malpighiales, Euphorbiaceae.